Molecule: messenger RNA, 1184 nt
Organism: Guillardia theta CCMP2712
Lineage: Eukaryota; Cryptophyceae; Pyrenomonadales; Geminigeraceae
Product: Qc-snare
Exons: 13
Coding region: 183-1013 (276 amino acids)
Source: RefSeq, a predicted model, not a curated record
GCGGCAAUGCAGGGGGCAUGGUGCAGGAGGGAGGGAGGGAGUAUGGAGAGCAUGCGAUGAAACGGGGAAGAAAAGCAGGUGAAGCUGCCGUCUGAAUGCUUGUCCAACGGUUUGCUCGUUGUUUAUGAAACGACCUCUUUCCGUCCAAUUGCGCACGAAUCGCUCUUUUCACUCAUUUGGAGAUGGCAACAUACCACACAAUCGAUGGUUUAAUUCGAAGACUGGAAGAUAUUCAUGUAGAAAUCUCGGAUGGAGUGAGCGAACUUACAGGCAGCAAACGUGACGAAAGAAGCCCUCUCCAAAUCGCUCAGUCCGACUGCAUCGAUCAGAUCGAGUUGCUAAGAAGGAGUGUUCACAGAAGAGACGAGCUCUUCGCUCAGGGAAAGAAUAGAUCGGUCGAUGGCAUUGCGGCGGCAGCAGCAGUACGACGCGAUCUCAACGAGCUGGCCAUGAAAGCGGAGAAGCUGGAAAAGAUUCAUGCCAACUCAUACAAGGGAAGCGACAGUGAAAUGAGCCACGAGGUUCACGCCAUACUCAAGAACAUCGACAUCUGCAUCAAGCGCGAGAAGGAAGCUGGCUCUACGAGUGUGAAGAAAAGCACGAAAGACGAGAAGCUGUUUCACUCACUCCAUCACGGUCCCAACAGCCGGGUCGACAGCAACACCCGCAUCGAGAUCGACGACUCCUUGCGCGAGCGUCUCAUCCAUGUCAACCAACGAGACGAGGAGCUGGAUGGCAGCCUGGACUCCAUCGCUGCCGGCCUUCAGAGACUUCGUGCCAUCGCCACCGACAUCCACAACGAAGUUCGCGUGCAGGCGGUCAUGAUCGACGAGAUAGCUAUCAAGGCGGACAACGCUGAGAACCAGUUGACGAACAUGAACAGGAAGAUGCACAAUGUUCUCAAACAAGCUGGCGGUGCAUCGCGGUUUUUCAUCAACAUAAUCCUCUCCUUCAUCCUUCUAUCCCUGGCUCUUUUCAUCUUCCAGGCACUUAGGAAUGCAUCUGGAACCUAGUACAUGAAGGCAGAAGCUCUUGGUUGUCUUCUGGAACCUAGUACAUGAAGGCAGAAGCUCUUGGUCGUCUCCUAGAAUCUAAUACAUGAAGGCAGAAGCUCUUGGUCGUCUCGUAGAAUCUAAUACAUGAAGGCAGAAGCUCUUGGUUGUCUUCUCCUUCAUUUAUCUCUC